GAUGUGAACGGGAGAAGCUCGUUGCAAGGCAAACGCUUGCUGUCAGAAUCCGUGCAGCGGGACUCGUGUAUACGUGGAACUCUUGUGCGCUUGCUGCUUGUUUCCUUGGGUCUGUUUUAACACAUUGAGUCAAUCUUCCUCUUGAGCACAUCCGUAGGUAGACUUGAUACGUGACCGACGAUGCUGGAGACAUGUAAAGCAAAGCCAAGGCAGUCCUUUCGCGUUUGCUUUUGUGUUUUUCAACGAAUCCUCGGAAGAGGCGCAGGAAUUCAUCCGAAGUGAGCGCAGUCUCGACGGAUUGUUGUGUUUUAGUGAAAUAUCGCUUGUGGCUGCUAAUGGUGCUCAGCUUCGGUGUGGAAGCAAAGCAGCUACGAAGCUACGGAGGACUUUCUGUUGAAUGUAAUUUAUCAUAAUCUGUCUUUCGGACCACAAAAUGGCAAUUGUACCCUGAUAUCUUAAACCUAACAUAAUAUUUCAGUUCUCAGUUAGCUGUGCAUGAACAUUGCAUGCUGGUUGGCUGUAAAUGGUGUCGACUGGCUAGCGAUCUAAUCGUUUGUGCAUCACCAGUGGAAGUGACCUGUCACCUAAUAAUGGAAAUGUAUUUCUCAAGUAAUGUGUUUAUACAUGCAGCGCACGCAUAGUGCGUGCACGAGGAUGUCUGAAUAGUUAAAAGUGGACUCGUUUAUAUGGAGGAAGUGGCAGUAUCUCGGUUUUGCAUGUUUGGGUGUUAAAUUAAACCCAUAUGCCCUGAUAUUAGUCAUCUGACUGGAAAGAGGCAGGUCAGAUUUGUUGUUGUUGCUCCUCCUUUUAUUUCGGCGUUUUACUUGACAACUUCAUCCUCCAUUAAACUGAUUGUGAAGACAUCAACACUGACUAGUCAUGCUGUGAUCAGACACUAACACGCAUAGUGUCAGGAAUUUAAAUCCCUUUACAGAAUCCCUGUCAAAUGCCUCUACUGUAAUCAUCUGUAAACUGGACUUUGCUGUUACUUGAACUGCUUCUCUAAGAAGACCUAUCGAGACUUGACAUCCAUCGACUGGCUUGCAGAGCCUCCGCUCCACCAUGCGACUGGCUUCUUUUCUGGCUGUUUUCCGGCCUGCGCUGCCUCUCAUCCUGGGACUCUCUUUGGGCUGCAGCCUCAGCCUCCUGAUGGUGUCCUGGACGCAGGGGGAGACCGAUGAGGCUUGUGGAGAUGAACUGGGCAAUGGGAGACUCAUACACAGUGGUCAUAUCAGGGAUGUCCAGGAUGGUCUAGAUGGGAAUGGGAAUGAGGACUUUCAGCCUCGCAUUGUGCCCUAUCACAAGGACCCCAACAAACCACACAAGAAAGUCCUCAGGACGCGCUACAUCCACACGGAGCUGGGCAUCCGAGAACGCCUUCUAGUGGGUAUCCUGAGCUCACGGGCCACUCUCAACACACUAGGGGUGGCUGUCAAUAAAACAGUAGCUCACCGUUUCCACCGUACCUUCUUUUUCACUGGCCUUCGAAGCGCGAAGGCACCGCACGGAAUGGCUGUUGUUGCUCACGGUGAUGACCGACCCGUCUGGCUGAUGUAUGAAACUAUACGGCACCUCCAUCAACACCACGGCAAUGAGUAUGACUGGUUUUACCUUGCACAAGAUGACACAUACACACAAGCUGAAAGGGUCAUAGAGCUGGUUAAUCAUCUUAGUGCGGGACAGGAUAUGUACAUGGGACGGGCAGAGGAGUUCAUUGGGGGUGAAGAACGUGCCCGAUAUUGCCAUGGUGGAUAUGGGUAUCUGCUGUCACGUAGCCUGCUAGCCCGACUGCAGCCCCACCUGGACUCUUGUCGAAAUGAUAUCCUCAGUGUCAGGCCAGAUGAGUGGCUUGGUCGCUGCAUCAUCGAUUACCUGGGUCUCAGCUGUGUGGAGAAGCAUCAGGAGAUGACAUACCGUUACUUUGAGCUGCAAAAGAACGUGGACCCUGAGCGCGAGGACAGUGCACAGUUUAAGAACGCCUUCACUGUCCAUCCCGUCUCUGAACCUGCCCUGAUGUAUCGCCUACACAAACGCUACAACCAGAUUGAGCUGGACUGGACUUAUGCACAAAUACAGCAGUUACAGAACCAGAUCAAUAACAUAAGUGAGCUCACUCCAGAGGGCAAAGCCGGAGCCACCUGGCCCAUCGGAAUCAACCCACCCUUCCGACCCAAAACCCGCUUUGAGGUGAUCAACUGGGAAUACUUCACCGAAGAGCACAUUUACUCAUGUGCCGACAGCUCUCCAAAGUGUGAGCUUCGCGGUGCAGACCGGGCAGACGUCAGUUCAGUCCUGGAGACCGCAGUGGGCCGACUAAACGAGCGCUAUCAACCACAGUUACGCUUCCGUAAGCGCCGUCUGCUGAACGGGUACCGGCGCUUCGAUCCCACGCGAGGCAUGGAGUACGUACUGGAUUUGGCCCUGGAAGCUUUUACGCAAAAAGGUCACAGUCAGGUCAUCGCCAAACGGGUGAGUCUGCUGAAACCGCUCAGUGCUGUCGAGAUCAUUCCUAUGCCUUAUGUAACGGAAGCAACACGGGUCCAGGUGAUCCUCCCUGUGACGGCACACGAUCAAGACUUUGUGGGUAACUUCCUUGACAUGUAUGUCAUGAAUGCUUUGGAUACCCAUGACAAUGCUCUUCUCACCUUCUUGUUUGUGUAUGACCCCUUCGAUGCCCAAAGAGUCAGCCAGACGGACGUCUUUGCAGGUGUCAAAGCCAUGAUUGGUGAGGUAGAGAAACGUUACGGUGAUGUGAAGAUUCCUUGGAUUAGUGUAAAGACUGAAGUUCCCUCACAGGUCAAACUGAUGGACAUCAUCUCCAAGAAGCACCCAGUAGACACCCUGUUCUUCCUAGCCAGUGUAUGGACUGAGGUCAACGCUGACUUCCUCAACCGCUGCCGUAUGAAUGCUAUCAGCAAUUGGCAGGUCUUCUUCCCAAUACACUUUCAAGAAUACAGUCCUGCUCUGGUCUACCGUGACCAACAGCCUUCCGCCGCUUCAUCGUUUGCAUCCGAGUCGCUGCGCGAUGGCCACUUCGACCGCCACGUCUUUGAAGAAGCCUGCUUCUACAAUGCAGACUACAUGGCUGCCCGCACAAAGAUGGCGGCUGACAUCUUAGACAAUGACGAGUUGCUUGAGAGCAUGGACGUCUAUGAGAUCUUUGUGCGUUAUUCGGGGCUUCACGUGUUUCGGGCCGUCGAGCCAGCGCUAGUUCAGAAGUAUGUGCACAGAGAAUGUAACCCGCGGUUCAGUGAGGACAUCUAUCACCGCUGUGUGCUCAGUAACCUCGAGGGGCUGGCCUCUCGAUCACACCUAGCGAUGGCUCUGUUUGAACAGGAGCAGGCUAACAGCACCUGAACUGACUACUACUGCAACCCUAAGAUGGCUUAAACUUCUUGAUUCUCAUUUAGGUGGCCUUAAAUGACCUACUGAUAUUGAUCGAAAUGAAUUUCACCCUGAUGCUGUGAAGAACUUUGCACAGAUCAUCCAGUGACUCAAUCUCAGUUCAGUUAGCUUCUGGUGAAGUUGUCAUCAUUUACUUAGCCUCAUGUUGUUCAAAAUCUGUUUUACAGACAUUUUGAAGAUUUUUUUUUUCUUUCAUCUAUACAAUGAAUGUCAAAGGUGACAAGUUCUCUUUGUUGUGUUCUGAAGAAGAAAAAUUCAGGUUUGAACUGAGUUGAAGAUGAGUAAACAAUGACAUUUUGGGGUCCCUUUAUGGAUCUUCAUAAAAUGGAAUUAACACACAAAUGCGUCAAUAAUUUAACCAGAGAACAACAUUUGCAAUAUCCUCAUAACUCAUUUUAAAUAAAAUGUGAGGAAUGAGUUUCACCUUGUUUACAUUAAUACACCGAUAACUGAAUGCAGGAACUUGAAGUUAGCAAUGCAUAUGGAACACGUUCAUCUUUUACUAUAUAAACAUGUCAGUCUUUAGGUGGUUAGUAGAGGUUUUAGUCUCAGCUACAAAAUAACUUGAGCCAUCUUUCUUCCUCCAGAUAUAUGAUUGUAUGACCUUCGAAUAGAAUGUGCUGAAUAUUUCAGGACUGAAUAAACAUUAUCUGUGAAACCA
Labeo rohita (rohu) is the source of this 4066-nucleotide messenger RNA. It is a transcript of the gene chpf2, whose product is annotated as chondroitin polymerizing factor 2. Lineage: Eukaryota; Metazoa; Chordata; Actinopteri; Cypriniformes; Cyprinidae. The record is from RefSeq and is a predicted model, not a curated record. Bases 1063 to 3357 code for a protein of 764 amino acids. Gene Ontology annotation, molecular function: glucuronosyl-N-acetylgalactosaminyl-proteoglycan 4-beta-N-acetylgalactosaminyltransferase activity. The transcript has 4 exons. Gene Ontology annotation, cellular component: Golgi cisterna membrane.